UUUAGAUUGGCAUGACAGUGUAAUCUGUUAUUAGUCGAUGUAACCUCGGCCAAAUAUGAUUUAGGCAAUGUUAGCUCGGCUCUAUAGCAUGGUAUCCUCGCAAGGAGUGACGGGUAGCCCUUGUUUGAAAGAAUCAAAAUGGCGGCACGUUUUCCAGCGUCAAUGCAGAUGCAAAAGAUGGCAAAUAUGCCUCAACAGGGAGGCGCCUUCCCGCGGCCACAGUUCCAACAGCCGACUUAUGGGUUACAGCAAAGACCAGCUGGUGUGCCUGGCCAAAUACCGAUGAAGAUGCAGAGUGCUGGAGGUCACCCCUAUGCCCCUAAUGUACCCAGGGCGGGGCUAGCGCCAGGGCCAGCAGCAGCAUUAGACCAGGCACGUAAACGCCAGGAUAUCAAGUCACGAAGCAGAAGCAGAAAGAAGAAAAUGGCAGACAAGGUCCUCCCUCAGAGGGUAAGAGAUUUAGUCCCUGAGUCACAAGCCUACAUGGAUCUCCUGGCAUUUGAGCGUAAAUUAGAUGCAACAAUCAUGCGCAAAAGAAUGGAUAUCCAAGAAGCUCUGAAAAGACCUAUAAAGACAAAAAAGAAGCUAAGGGUUCACCUCACAACCAGCUUCCAGACUCCAAAGCCUGACGCAGAGGAUGGAGAGGCUUUGGUGCCAUCAUGGGAGUUACGAGUUGAGGGAAGGAUCCUUGAAGAUCCAUCAAAUAAAAGUGAGCCUCAGAGAAAGAGGAAGUUCUCCACCUAUUUUAAAAGCCUCGUCAUUGAGCUUGACAGAGAGUUGUAUGGCCCUGAUAAUCAUCUUGUUGAAUGGCACCGCACAAGUAAUACCCAAGAGACAGAUGGCUUUCAAGUCAAAAGGCCUGGAGAAGAAAAUGUCAAAUGUACCAUCAUGUUCCUGUUAGAUUACCAGCCGCCACAGUACAAGCUUGAGCCUAGGCUUGCGCGACUACUAGGGAUCCAUACCCAAACUCGCCCUGUUAUUGUCAAUGCCAUCUGGCAGUAUAUAAAGAGCCACAACCUGCAAGACUCCCAUGAGAGAGAAUAUAUCAACAAUGACCGUUACUUCCAACAGAUCUUUGAAUGCCCACAGAUGAAGUUCAGUGAGAUUCCACAGCGACUCAAUCAGCUUCUUGUCCCCCCUGAUCCUAUUGUUAUUCACCAUCUUAUAAGUAAAGACACCCCUGAAAACAAGCGAGUCACCUGCUAUGACAUAGAUGUGGAAGUGGAUGACACAUUGAAGGCUCAAAUGCAUUCAUUCCUUCUUUCGACGGCCAGCCAGAAUGAAAUUGCAACUUACGACAACAAGAUUUAUGAGACCGUUGAGACUAUCAACAGCCUGAAGAUCAACAGGGAGUUCUUCCUUGGUUUUGCACGUGAUCCACAGGAUUUCAUAACUCAGUGGAUCCAAUCCCAGUCACAAGACCUAAAAGUGAUGACGGACGUCGUGGGGAACCCUGAGGAAGAGAGGAGAGCUGACUUCUACUACCUGCCCUGGUCCCAGGAAGCUGUCUGUCGCUACUUCUAUAGCAAGGUGCAGCAAAAGCGAGCAGAGCUGGAGCAAGCUCUUGGAAUACGCGGCACUUAAAAUACACAGUCGAGGAGAACUCACUACAUAGCCACGACCGUUGCUAUACGAUGCUCCAGAAGGACGAUGGGAUUUAGCUAGGCCCUUCCCCCAAGCAAUAAUGAGGCUUGAAAUCUUUAGAGACUAUCAGUUUUAUACUAUGCUCCCAGUUUAGUCUUGAUGUGGUCAUCAACGACAAGUGCUGGUCAAAGGCUAUUACACAUACACCUUGUUAUUAUAUUAAAGAAUGUCAGUCAGGCCUUUCGCAUACACCUUGUUAUUAUAUUAAAGAAUGUCAGUCAGGC
Molecule: messenger RNA, 1868 nt
Organism: Nematostella vectensis (starlet sea anemone)
Lineage: Eukaryota; Metazoa; Cnidaria; Anthozoa; Actiniaria; Edwardsiidae
Product: SWI/SNF-related matrix-associated actin-dependent regulator of chromatin subfamily D member 1
Exons: 16
Coding region: 139-1584 (481 amino acids)
Biological process (GO): regulation of transcription by RNA polymerase II
Cellular component (GO): nucleus; SWI/SNF complex
Source: RefSeq, a predicted model, not a curated record